GGGUGGGGGGAAGCUUCCGGGAUCUUGAGGGUUAAAAGGGAAGUCUGACCAGGGGUCCCUGGUCAGAGGACUGUUUGCAGCCCACACUGCAGGGCAAGAGAUACUUCUGAGUCUCCUCCCUCCUUCCUCCUAGGGACUCACAGCCCUGCACUCCAGCCUCUGCAAGCCAGGCAUCAGCCAUGAGGGCCCCGCUUCUCCACCUCUCCACUGCCUUUGGCGCCUUGGCCCCGGUGAAGCUGCUGCUGCCGCUACUGAUGGUGCAACUCUCCGCCGUUCAGGCUCUGCUGCUUCCGGGAAACGCCACGCGCGUGGACCUCGAGGCAUCCGGCGCCCCGUGCGGGCGUGACUCACAUCCCUGGCAGGUCUCCCUCUUCCAUAACCUGCAGUUCCAAUGCGCGGGUGUCCUCGUGGACCCGAGCUGGGUGCUGACGGCCGCACAUUGCUGGAGGAAGAAGCCACUGAGGGCGCGAAUUGGGGAUGACCACUUGCUGCUUUUCCAGAAGGAGCAGCUUCGGUCCACGAAUCCCCCUGUUUUUCACCCCAAGUACCAGCCUUACUCAGGCCCCAUCCUGCCACAUCGCUCGGAUGAACAUGACCUCAUGAUGCUGAAGCUGAGCAGUCCUGUGGUACUGACGGCCAGUGUGCAUCCCGUGCAACUGCCCUUCCGGUGUGCUCAGCCAGGGCAGGAGUGCCAGGUCGCAGGCUGGGGGACCACAGCAUCCCGGAGAGUGAAGUACAACAGGAGUCUGAGCUGCUCCAGGGUAACUCUGCUCAGCCAGAGGCAGUGUGAGGUCUUCUACCCCGGCGUGAUCACCAACAACAUGAUUUGUGCGGGGCUGGACAGAAACCAGGAUUCUUGCCAGAGUGACUCUGGGGGCCCUCUGGUGUGCGACGACACCCUGCAUGGCAUCCUCUCAUGGGGCGUCUACCCAUGCGGUGCUGCCCUCCACCCGGCUGUCUUCACGGAGAUCUGCAAAUACGUCCCUUGGAUCCGGAGAGUCAUUCGUUCCAAAUGACCAGCCUCUCACGCCCUUCAUCCCACUCCACCUGCCCACCCCCUCUCCUCCCCUCAUGCCCGCCCACACCCCUGAGCAUGUAUCCUCUUCCCUCACCCCCUGACCACUCCUGUUCUCUGCUCACAAUGGCAGAAAAUGGUGGCUGAGAAAGUUCUAGUAACUCAAGGAAGCUGGCAGUCUCCCAGUCUCUAAGAGAGUCAUUUAACCCGGCUUCCUCUACCUCGCUCCUCUGUGUGACUGGGACGAGCCUGGUACUCUCUCUGAGCCUUGGUUUCUUUGUCUGGAAAAUGGGGACAAUGAAUUGUCUACCUCUUACAUAUGCAGUAUGGAGACCAUGAUGGGAUGUGCGUGUGCGUGGAUUUUUACGGUAAUUGUCAUGGAGACAUGAACACAGUCUGGUGAGCACUGAUUAAACACUGCCUGAUCUGA
Molecule: messenger RNA, 1445 nt
Organism: Meriones unguiculatus (Mongolian gerbil)
Lineage: Eukaryota; Metazoa; Chordata; Mammalia; Rodentia; Muridae
Gene: Klk10
Product: kallikrein related peptidase 10
Exons: 6
Coding region: 180-1016 (278 amino acids)
Biological process (GO): proteolysis
Molecular function (GO): serine-type endopeptidase activity
Source: RefSeq, a predicted model, not a curated record